Vespa velutina is the source of this 3220-nucleotide messenger RNA. Its product is annotated as solute carrier family 2, facilitated glucose transporter member 10-like. Gene Ontology annotation, cellular component: membrane. Gene Ontology annotation, biological process: transmembrane transport. The transcript has 7 exons. Lineage: Eukaryota; Metazoa; Arthropoda; Insecta; Hymenoptera; Vespidae. Bases 805 to 2532 code for a protein of 575 amino acids. Gene Ontology annotation, molecular function: transmembrane transporter activity. The record is from RefSeq and is a predicted model, not a curated record.
AAGGGUAUCGAUGAAUAUGCGCGUCGGCGAAGAUUUCGUAAGAACGAAAUGCCGCUUCUGGGCAAGGCGGGGCGGCAAUCGGAUAAAAUCUUUAAGAGGUUCCGCAUACUUAUAUUAUGGAUUAUAUUGCGUUGAAAUGUACUUGCAAGUACAUACGUUGUCGUCGAUCCAUUAGAUAUGUACACUGACAGCACUAGCCAAAACACAGUACAAGUAGAGUUCAUUGAUCACUGACCACUAAGUGCCCACCGGCACUCCUGCGCUGAGAUCGUCCUCGGGAUGGAUAUGGCGACGACGCCCGACGAAGAUUCACCAAUGUAUGAAUUGUACAAUGAUAAUCAGGCUUUUCUGCGCAAUGAAUAUAAUCCAAGCGCGAUCGACUGUACGCCGACAAAAUUUUUGAAUUUAACCACAUAUCACACAUCUACGCCUCGCACUUCUCUCUUUUUUAUUUAAAUAUGCACUAGAUGUGUAUGAAGGAAAGCAGUGGCUCUCAAUUCGAGUACCACUUACGUUUAUCAUUAACGCAUCAUCGUCAUCAUCGUGAAUAUACACACAAUAACGUUGUAGAGCAAAACGCAUUUCUAGCGAUUACCGAGGGCGCGUCCACCGGGCGCGACUAUGCGUCACAAAGGGCAGCGCAGGGCGGUGGCGGUAUCGCUACAACGAGGGAUAGCGCAAAUGGGUAAAGACUCUUAUCUAUAGAUUGUGAUAUUUUUGGAAUGCAUAUCUAUUUUAAAUGCAAGUAAAUGUCAAAACGUAAGAUAAACAGAAGCGCGCAUAUCAACUAACUUGGCGUCAAAAAUGUCAGAUGAAGAGGAUACUACUAUAUUAUUAAAUCAUGGAAAUAACAAUAUUGAAUCAAUAGCAAAUAAAUCAGUGAAUGAAGAUUAUCAAUGUAUUCUUGAGAGAAAUUUAAAAAAACAAAUUCCUAAACAAAAUGAUAACUUAAUACCAUUGCAAAAUAUAACAUCUAGAAAGCAAAAUAUUCUAAUUUCAAUGGUGGCAUUGUCAGCAGGUAUAGCUUUUGGUUGCGAUAUGUAUAUAAUAAAACCAAUGGCACCUUUUAUCAAAAAUGAAUUUGAGUUGAAUUGCUUUGAAGUAAAUCUUCUUAUUGGUAUUUGGUUUAUGGGUGCACUCCUUGGAGGAUUAACUGGUGGCAUUGCAAUAGACUCUUUUGGCAGACGUUGGACAAUGAUAUUAAUGCUGAUGUUUUUAAUAUUUGGUACCAUUUUAUCUGCAUUAGUUAAUCAUUAUGUUUUAUUAUUAAUCUCUCGAAUCAUUUGUGGUUACUCUAGUACAGUAUCUACAAUAUCCCAUUGCAUAUAUAUGGCUGAAGUAUCAGAGUCAAAUAAACGAGGAUAUAACAUUAUAUUGUAUCAAUUAGGUGCAGCUAUAGGAUUUUUAAUAACUAUUAUUGCUGCUUUUUCUACAACUUUGGAUCAUCAAUGGCGGUGUUCGCUAGGCAUAACCGUUAUCUCUGCAUUAAUAGCUUGCAUUAUUACUGUUCUGUUUCUUCAGAAAUCUCCACCAUUUUUAUUAUUAAAAAGAACAAAAAAUGUUAUUUCUAAAACAACAUCUAAAGGUUCAAAACAUACAGUUUUUGAAAUAUUGUCAAUCAUGGUUUUUAUGAUGAUUUUACAACAAGGAACUGGCAGAGAACAAGUUUUAUAUUAUGCACCAAGAUUGUUUGUUCUUUUGGGAAUUUGUUCAAAUACAGCAGAAGUUACUUCUUUACUAUCUUUGGGAAUUGUUAAAAUUUUCAGUACAAUUUUGUCAUUAGUGAUAGUAGAAAAAUGUGGAAGACGUACAGCUCUAAUAACAUCGGCUACAAUAUGUAUGACAACUAUAUCAUUAUUAUCUUUACUUGCAACAAUAGAUAGGGAUAGUAACAAUAUAGAUAUUGAAGAUACACAUUGCAAACUUGUUACUGAAAAAAAAAUACAGAACAUUAUACCAAUUGGAUCUCCACCACCAUUUCCUUUAUUGCCUACACCUUUAGCUGUAAUUGAAUCAACUCCUGAAACUUGGACACAAAUAAAAGCAUCCUGUGAGACUCAAGGUGUUGUCUUCUCAGAAGGUUUCACAAAUGGUUUACGUAUCUUAGCAGUGACAACUUUACUUGUAUAUGAAGCAGCAUAUACAUUAGGGCUUGGCCCAGUCCCUUUACUGAAUCUAAGUGAAUUUUUUCCUGUAUCAAUACGUGGUAAAUGUGCUAGUUUUGCAACAACUGUUAUGUGGACAACUCAUAUCUUAACUAUUGAAACUGUCAAUAAAAUUAUAAAAUCAAUGACUUUAGCUGGUUCUUAUUUAUUUUAUAGCUUUAUGUGUCUAAUCACUAUAUUUUAUAUCUUUUUAUUUAUUCCUGAAACAAAAGGAAAAUCUUUACAUCAAAUAGCUCAAGAACUUAAUAAAAUUUCUAUAGUUACACGAUUAUGUAAAAAUGUGUAUAGUUUACCACUUAUUUGUCACAUCAAAUGGAUCAAAAAGUAUGAAAAUACUACAAGUAAGAAACAGAGCAUUUUAAUUUAAAAGCUGGUUAAAAAUGUAUGAUAAUUUAAAAUGUUCUUAAAUUUUUAUGUAUAAUCUAGUCAAUUAAACAUAUCAGAUAAUUUAUUUUUUUUAUAUACACAUUAUGAAUAUGUAUAUAAAUUCACAUUCUUUAAAUUUUUACUAUUUUAUUUAACAGUAGAUUUUAUUAAUAUGUAAAGAAGCAUUUACUACAACUUACAUUAUUAUAUGUUAUUAAAAAAUCGUAUUUCAUAUAAGAUAUUGUUACAAUAUAAAAUAAACGAAAAAUAAAGCAAACGAAUAUCGCAGAUGUUAUUAUUCGAUUAUGAUUCAAAUAAACACUGGUAGAUUUUCCAUGUUUGAUCUUUCUUUGGUUUGUUAAUACAUUGAGGGUCGCAUUACUCAUUUGCAUUAACAAGCAACUAUGUUUAGUGAUACGACACUAAAUAUGUUAAAAUUUUUAUAUUAAUUCUUCCUUAACUUAAUCUGUGAUAAAGGCACUUUUACCAUUAUGAUCAUAUAAUGAAUAUUUAUUUCAUGACUAGCAGUUGUUUAGAAAGUGAACUUCAUGCAGCUUAUCUUAUUAUACUGCAUUUUCAUAUAUAUAUAUUGUAUAUAUAUACAGAUGAGGGAGAGAGGAAGAGAAGAGAGAGAGAGAGAGAGAGAGAGAGAGAGAGAGAGAGAGAGAGAGAGAGAGAGAGAAAGAAAA